CUUUACGACAAGAUCUUUAAGGUGUCAAUUUCAGCAAGAUCUCCACCUCGAAAAUGAAGCUGCCGUUGUCGCAUGGUUUGUUGAUCAGUAUAGGCGAAAUCUGGACGAAGAUGCUUUCCGCGAAGAAGUGGGAAGUUUCCUAGGAUUGUUGGAAAACACUCGAUACGACAAUAUGUCCUUGGCAGCCAACUAUUACUCCUCAAUAUUUGUUCUAAUCCAGUCCCUUGAAGAGCUGCGUGAAAAAGAAAAGAAGAAUAACGAGCCCAAAGCUCCAGCACUUCCUGAGGGAAUGCAGCUGGACAUUGGACCAUCAUUCGAAGGAUCCGUUGUAGACCAGAUGCAGUUGAUGCUAUUUGAGUGCGAGCAAGCACGGAGUUUUGUGGAAGAAGCUUUGCGAAGUUCCGCGUAG
Cylicostephanus goldi is the source of this 409-nucleotide messenger RNA. Lineage: Eukaryota; Metazoa; Nematoda; Chromadorea; Rhabditida; Strongylidae. The record is from the annotation of a GenBank genome assembly.